GGGGCGGAGGAGAUGGUGAGUGGCAAAGGGGGGAGGCUGUGUGGAGAAUAAAGGUAAGGGUUGGACCGAGGAGAGGGGAAGCUGGUGAAAGCAGAUUGGAGCUUGGCGUUGAGGCCAUAGCAAGCACGCUGAUGCUGGUGGAGCGAGCAGAGGAGAUGGUGAGUGGAGGGGAAUGUUUGUGUAGAGGAAUAAAUGGUCCGCUCCUUGCUUCCCCUCACCCCAAGGGACAACAUGAGAGUGCGUCUGUUGCAUCCCACCUCAUCCACCACUGCCGCCACAAGGAUCUCAGCUGCUGCCUCGCCACUCCAAACACCACUUAA
Closterium sp. Naga37s-1 is the source of this 320-nucleotide messenger RNA. The record is from the annotation of a GenBank genome assembly. NCBI's taxonomy places the organism in Eukaryota, Viridiplantae, Streptophyta, Zygnematophyceae, Desmidiales, Closteriaceae.